Molecule: messenger RNA, 2749 nt
Organism: Aegilops tauschii subsp. strangulata
Lineage: Eukaryota; Viridiplantae; Streptophyta; Magnoliopsida; Poales; Poaceae
Source: RefSeq, a predicted model, not a curated record
CCAAAGAAAAGAGGAAGAGGUAAUAUCUCAUUUUUCUGAAAUUUUGUAGCAAUUUUGAACAGCAGCUUGAAGCCUUAAAUUCAACCAUGUUUUAGUGAUAUAUUAAUCUUCUCAUUGCAGAUUUGAAAAAGUAUUUUGAAGUGCUUGGUAGUGGCAGCAGCUCACAAACAAAUCCAAGCACCCGCGAAAGUGUCAAUAUUUCAGCAAAUGUCAAUCAUCAAGAUCAAGUGACUUCCAUGGAAGAAGAGCAUGAAAAUUUGAUGCCAACCGAACAAGUGGAAGAACAAACUACCGAUUCCGUCGAAGCUAUAGUGGAAGAGAAUGUUGAAGUUCACGGGGUUGAAGGUAUAACUAUUUUUAGUGAAGAUUACAUAAAUGGUGAUCCAGGCCUUCGCAUUCCACUUGAUAGUUUUGCCCCCAACAUUAGAGAUGAUGUUAGAUUUGCUUAUAUCCGAAUGGGUGCAACUCAACCAACUAGUUGCACUUUCCUCCCAAAUAGAGAUGGAAGAUGCUUCCGGCCACAAUGGUAUAAGGAUUUUGAGUGGUUGGAAUAUAGUGUGGAUAAGCAUAAGGCAUAUUGCUUCUAUAGUUAUCUUUUUAAGCAUGACCGAAUGGAUGAUAAAUUUGGGCAUGAUGUUUUCUCCAAAUUGGGUUUUGACUGUUGGAAAAAUGCGGUUGCAGCAUUCCGUAAACAUGUUGGUGGGCCAUGUAGCAUCCACAAUAUUUCAAAAACAGCAUGUGAUGAUUUUAAAAAUCAAAGGGCAAGUGUGAAAAGUAAAGUUACAACUUACAGCAAAGGUUCACUAGUCAAGUAUGAAACUCGUGUGGAUACAUCUUUGGCCAUUGUAAGUUAUCUAGCAUUGCAAGGUGAACCAUUUCGUGGACACGAUGAAUCCACUUCUUCUUUGAACAAGGAGAAUUUUUUGGAGCUACUUGAUUGGGUGAAAGAAAGAAUUCCAGAAGUGAAGGUUGCAUUUGAUGAGCUAUGCCCUAAGAAUGCCCAAAUGACUUCCGGAAAAAUUCAAAAAAUCCUUGUUUCUCAUUGUGCAAAUGCGGUCACCAAAGCAAUCAAAGAAGAGAUGGGUGAUUGUCUUUUCUCCGUUCUUAUUGAUGAGUGCCGUGAUAUAUCGGUGAAAGAACAAAUGGCCGUGGUUAUUAGGUACUUGAGCAAACAAGGAGAGACUAUUGAACGUUUUUUAGGUAUUAAGCAUGUCCCGGACACAACAUCUUCUUCUUUAAAGAAGGCAUUGUUGGAGGUUUUUGCUAAACACGGUCUAGUUGUUGCACGACUACGAGGGCAAGGGUAUGAUGGGGAAUCUAAUAUGAGAGGAGAAUUCAAUGGCCUUCAGAAGUUAAUUCGAGAUGAGAACCCAUAUGCUUUCUAUAUCCAUUGCUUUGCCCACCAACUGCAGUUGGUAGUUGUUGCUGUUUCGAGAUGCUGCAAGGGUGUUGAGGAUUUUUUGAAUAUGUGACCAUGAUAUCUAAUCUCAGUACGUCAUCUUGCAAGAGGAAGGAUAAAUUGCUUGACAAGCAAAAACAGGUUCUUUUGGAUAAGAUUAGGGGAGGUGAGAUGCCCACAGGAAGAGGCAAAAAUCAAGAAACAUCCUUGGUCAUACCUGGAGAUACAAGAUGGGGCUCUCAUUACACAACCUUAUCUCGCAUUGAAUCAAUGUGGGAUGCAGUCAUAGAAGUUUUGGGCAUUGUUGAGGAUGAUGUGCGUGUUCCAUGUAGAGCAGGAGGUUUGGUUCAUCAAAUGGAGACUUUUAGCUUUGUGUUCAUCCUGAAGAUGAUGCUAAAGAUCCUUCGUAUGACAAAUGAUUUGUCUCUUCUAUUGCAAAAGAAGGAUCAAAAUGUUGUUCAGGCAAUGUCAUUGGUUACGGAUGUGAGAACACGUUUGAUCAAUUGGAGAAAUGAUGGUUGGGAGCCACUCUUGGAAGAUGUCAAAGCCUUUUGCACCAAAAACGACAUUCCAAUACCAAAUAUGGAUGACAUGUUUACAAAGUGGGGAAAAUCAAGAAAAGGUGGAUGAAACAAUGUCACAGCUGAUCAUUUUUUUCAUGUGGACACCUUCUAUGCUGCCAUAGACUCCAUCACCACAGAGUUUGAUCAUCGUUUCAAUGAGGUAUCUUUAGAGCUGCUCCAGAACUUCUCUUGUCUUGACCCAAGAAACUCCUUUUCUAGGUUCAAUGUGAAUAUGCUUGCUAGACUCACGGAGAUUUAUUGUGAGGAUUUCUCAGAUUAUGAACGUGAACAUAUAGUUGAUAACCUCGAGCUAUUCAUUAUCCAUAUGAGAAGAAUUGAAGAAUUUAGAGCUUGUCAUGAUAUUGCAAGCCUAGCUAAAAAGAUGGUUGAACUUGAAAGGCAUGUCAUGUUUCCUGCUGUUUAUCGCCUCAUUGAGUUGGCAUUGCUACUAUCGGUAGCGACGGCAACAGUUGAAAGAGCCUUCUCAUCAAUGAAAAUCAUCAAGACUGAGUUGCGCAGCAAGAUGUCUGAUGGCUGGCUUAAUGACUUGAUGGUGUGUUACAUUGAGCGAGCGAUCUUCAAAAGUAUUGAUCUUGAUAAAAUUAAGGAAGAUUUUCAGAAGGAAGGUAGGGCACUGCCAUUGCCUGGGUCUUCUACACGCCAUUAAAAGCUUCAUUAUCGGUAUGUUUUAGGUUGUUUCCUAUUGAGACAUGUCUACAUUUCCAUUGUAUUUGGUUAUUCGUUCGUAGUGUGUAUUGUUAGUCAGUGUUGUUACUUGUUAGUGUGU